Molecule: messenger RNA, 1097 nt
Organism: Nycticebus coucang (slow loris)
Lineage: Eukaryota; Metazoa; Chordata; Mammalia; Primates; Lorisidae
Gene: PRDX4
Product: peroxiredoxin 4
Exons: 9
Coding region: 90-998 (302 amino acids)
Biological process (GO): hydrogen peroxide catabolic process; cellular response to stress; response to oxidative stress
Cellular component (GO): endoplasmic reticulum; cytosol
Molecular function (GO): thioredoxin peroxidase activity
Source: RefSeq, a predicted model, not a curated record
GCGCUGACGUCGUGCACGCGGUUGUAGCUGCCAGGCGGCGGGAGAAGCCGCGCCAGCGCCAAGGGACGUGCGUCUGCGCUCGCUUGGUCAUGGAGGCGCUGCCGCUGCUACAAGUUGCGACGAUUCCGGCCCCUGGUCGGAAUCGAAAGCUCUUGCUGCUGCCGCUGCUGCUGUUCCUGCUGCAGGCUGGGGCUCUGUGGGGCUUGGAGGCCGAGGAGAGGCCCCGGACCCGCGAAGAGGAAUGCCACUUCUACGCGGGUGGACACGUGUACCCGGGGGAAGCAUCCCGGUUAUCCGUUGCAGACCAUUCCCUGCACCUAAGCAAAGCCAAGAGCAUCGAGGAUGUUGUGCAAACUGAAACACUUCCUGAAACAUCACAAAGUGCCUGCAGCGUGUCCCAUCUCUUUUCCAGUUCUUUUUCAAUUUCUAAGCCAGCACCUUAUUGGGAAGGAACAGCUGUGAUAAACGGAGAAUUUAAGGAGCUCAAGUUAACUGAUUAUCGUGGGAAAUACUUGGUUUUUUUCUUCUACCCACUUGAUUUCACCUUUGUGUGUCCAACUGAAAUCAUCGCUUUUGGUGACAGAAUUGAAGAAUUCAGAUCUAUAAAUACUGAAGUGGUAGCAUGCUCUGUUGAUUCACAGUUUACACAUUUGGCCUGGAUUAAUACUCCUCGAAGACAAGGAGGACUUGGGCCAAUGAGGAUUCCACUUCUUUCAGACUUGACCCAUCAGAUCGCAAAGGACUAUGGUGUAUAUCUGGAGGACUCAGGCCACACUCUUCGAGGUCUCUUCAUUAUUGAUGACAAAGGAAUCCUAAGACAGAUUACUCUGAAUGACCUUCCUGUGGGUAGAUCAGUGGAUGAGACACUGCGUUUGGUUCAGGCAUUUCAAUAUACUGACAAACAUGGAGAAGUCUGCCCUGCUGGCUGGAAACCUGGUAGUGAAACAAUCAAACCUGAAGAUGCCAUGAAAGCCUGGUGGCCAAGAGAAGAGCUAUAAUCCCAGAUCCAGCUGGAAAACUGAAGUAUUUCGAUAAACUGAAUUGAAAUACUUGUUCAAGUCAUGAUGCUUGAAACUUCUCAAUAAAGCUCACGGUUU